This is a messenger RNA of Mesorhabditis spiculigera, 594 nucleotides long. The record is from the annotation of a GenBank genome assembly. Lineage: Eukaryota; Metazoa; Nematoda; Chromadorea; Rhabditida; Rhabditidae.
AUGAACGGCUUCAACUUCGCGAUCACGGGUUGUUUCCGAUAUCUCGUGCUCUCGGCUGAGGAAAUUCGGUUGCCAAUGACAUCUACAGAUUGUCUAUUUACGACCCCGUGGCUGAUUAUAAUGCUUAUUGGAGAAACAUACCCUGCUGCGAUGACACUCGUAAUAUCACUCGAGAGGUUAUUUGCUGUUACGUGUAUGGCCAAAUUCCGGGUGUGGAAGAAUAGCCACAAGUUGAUUAUGGUGGUACUAGCGACACUGUUUCCAUUGCUCAUGCUCACCUCAGCGGUCAUUUUGGUUCUGGUUGCUCCACAGCUGAAUGCCAAUCGAAUGUGCGGGACGACUAGCGCGAUCAACAAGUACUACGGGCUCGUCCAAAAUACGAUGUCGGUUGCGUUGUACUUCUUAGGCUUUGCCGUGUCUUUAUACGUCAACAAUACGAUACCUUCAAAACGGUCCUGCACCCGCCAAGAAAUCCGGCAACUGAAGACGAUGAUUGCCAUCUCGUCACUAUCGCUGUGUUUCGUCGCCCUUCCGAAUUGUUUGCUGAUAGAGAACAGCUGGGGCCCGAUUCAAUUUUCCGACCUGGUCCAGGCC